AUGCAGGCGCAUCCAGAGCCAGCGUCGGUGCUGGAUCCGGCCUUGCUAGCGGACACUCACCUGCAGUAUGACCAGGAUCUGGAUUCGGACUACGAGUAUGAAUAUGAAUACGACGAACAAGAGACUGAGACCUUCUACCUCAACCUAGACCUCACCUCUCACAACGGGCCCAUUCGGCCACCGCGCAAAAGGCACGACCCGACCUCCUCAACCUCCACCCCCGCGCAAUCCUCCUCCGCAUCAGCUCUACCCCCGCAAGCCGACGAGAACGAGUCCACCCUAGCAAGCACCGAAGUGGACCAGACCCCCGCAGAACGAGUACAGAUCCUCGGUCUACACACGCGCAACCCCAUCGUUUCCUACCAGAACCAAAUCUUCAGCUGCUCCUGGGCCGACCAGAUAGGCACAGAGCUACUCUUCACCCAACCCGAGCCUGCGCCCGCACCGGAGCCCGAGCCAGAACCAGAUUCAGAGCCCCGAGCAGCCCAGAUCACCCCGCUCAAACACACCAAAGACUUCGACCUCCUCGCCGCCAACAGCGUCAAGAUCCUCGGCCGCAAAGCGAACCUCAUCUCCAGCGCCGGCCCAGCAGGAUCCAUCCCCGCCGAUCCAUCCACCACCUCAUCCGCAGACGGCGUCACCGGCGGCGCAUCAACACCCGGGCUGCCUCCCACGCGCCGAACAGGUCCCGCAAGCACCAAUACCAACCAAGCGCGAUUCCUAGAUCGCCUGAUCAGCCUCAAGCAAGCCAAGGGCGAGACGGACCCCGUGCGCAAAGUCUUCAGCCUCAAGCGCACGCAGAACCUGGAAGACCGCUUCCGAGGCUGGGUGCAGACAGACGAGCAGCUAGCGGAGAUCUCUCGGCUCAACGAUGCCGCCACACAAGGGAACACCGACGCUAUCGCGCAACUAGAACAUCUCUACGCGCAGAUGGGAAGCCGAGAGGCUGAUGAAGACGCGCCUCCAGAGCGUUGA
Messenger RNA from Aspergillus campestris IBT 28561, 975 nucleotides. RefSeq names its product TFIIIC subunit 6 family protein. NCBI's taxonomy places the organism in Eukaryota, Fungi, Ascomycota, Eurotiomycetes, Eurotiales, Aspergillaceae. The transcript is spliced from 2 exons. The record is from RefSeq and is a predicted model, not a curated record. Bases 1 to 975 code for a protein of 324 amino acids.